Molecule: messenger RNA, 2587 nt
Organism: Dendrobium catenatum
Lineage: Eukaryota; Viridiplantae; Streptophyta; Magnoliopsida; Asparagales; Orchidaceae
Product: auxin response factor 18-like
Biological process (GO): regulation of DNA-templated transcription; response to hormone
Cellular component (GO): nucleus
Molecular function (GO): DNA binding
Source: RefSeq, a predicted model, not a curated record
GUAAAAGAUGGAGGUGAGUAUGCCAAGAGAGCAAGCAGGAAUCUUGCCGUCUCCUCAGCCGCGCAACAGGGAGUCUCUCUCUCCCUCUGUAGGUCCGAGAGUAACGCCGGUCAACGAGGGACCUCUCAACGUCAUCCUCGUCGAGAAUAACUCACCCGACCAAAAUAUCGGGCUACUCGCUCUCAACAUCUUAAUCGGCUGCUCAGUUCUGUGCCCGCUUAGAGAUCCGAGCACUGAUAAAGAGAGAAGAUGAGGAGAAUGCUCCUACCAUUCUGCUGAAACAAUAAAGAUUUGUUCUUUGAGUGUUUUCUUCUUGCAGGAGCUUGAAAGAGUGAUUUUUCUGUAAAAAGAUACGAUCUUUCAUCUCAUCGGUUUAGAAAUCUCAGAAAAAAGGUGUGUGCACUGCGGUUAUUUGGUGUGAAGUCUGAAGAAGACGAGAUGGGUUGAGUUUACAAAUAGGGGUUGGCUGUUGGAAAUGAUGAAUGACAAUGACUUGGAUUCUCAACUAUGGCAUGCUUGUGCUGGUGCAAUGGUGCAAAUGCCAUUAAUAAAUUCUAAAGUAUUCUACUUUCCCCAAGGCCAUGCUGAGCAUGCACAAAGCCCAGUUGAUUUUGGCAAUUCUCUAAGAAUUCCUCCUCUUAUUCUUUGUCGUGUUAACUAUGUAAAAUACAUGGCUGAUAGUGAAACUGAUGAGGUCUAUGCCAAAAUUUUCAUGACCCCUCUAAGAGGCAUUGAGCUAGAUUAUUGUGAAGAUGAUGAACUUACCUUAGGAAGCAACGGGUCAGAAUCACAAGAAAAACCUUCAUCUUUUGCAAAAACAUUGACCCAAUCUGAUGCUAACAAUGGUGGCGGUUUCUCUGUUCCGAGAUAUUGUGCAGAGACUAUCUUCCCUAGAUUGGAUUACUCUGCUGACCCGCCUGUCCAAGAAGUUCUAGCCAAGGAUGUCCAUGGCAAGAUUUGGAAAUUUCGACAUAUCUAUCGAGGGACACCUCGCAGGCACUUGCUCACCACUGGCUGGAGCAAUUUUGUCAACGAGAAGAAGCUAGUGGCCGGCGAUUCCAUUGUGUUCUUAAGAACCAAGAAUGGUGAUCUUUGCAUGGGUAUUCGACGAGCAAAUAGAGGAUUUGGAAAUGGAUUCGAGUCCCCUAUAAGUUGGGAUCAUCCUAUGGGAAAAUGCAUGUAUGAGGGACUCUCUAUUUUAUUGAGGGAGGAGGAGAGCAAGUUUAUAAGGGGAAACACUCAUGGAGAUUCAAACAUGAGGCCAAGGGGUAAAGUGAAGGCAUGCACUGUGAUUGAGGCCAUUACACUUGCAGUUAAUGGUCAACCUUUUGAAGUUGUUUACUAUCCAAGAGCUAGCACUCCAGAGUUUUGUGUAAAGGCAUCAGCAGUGAAAGCUGCAGUGAGGAUCCAAUGGUGUACAGGCAUGAGGUUUAAGAUGGCAUUUGAGACCGAUGAUUCCUCUAGGAUAAGCUGGUUCACAGGGACAGUAUCUGAUUCUCAUGUUUCUGAUCCUACAAGGUGGCCUGGAUCACCAUGGAGGCUUCUUCAGGUUUCUUGGGAUGAGCCUGACCUCUUACAAAAUGUAACAAGUGUAAGUCCAUGGUUAGUGGAACUCAUCUCAAACAUGACAACCAUCAACUUAGCUCACUUGUCGCCUCCGAGAAAAAAAACUCGGAGCUCACAGCUUUCUGAUUUCCCACUCGAUGCUCAACUUCCAACCUCCAUAAUCCCCAAAAACCUCCUUACUCCCAGCAGCAGCCCUUUGUGUUUUCUCCCAGAUAACACUCCUGCAGCUGGUAUACAGGGAGCCAGGCAUAGUCAGUAUGGAUUAUCUUUACCAGAACUGCGCUUUUUUCAUGGACUCGAUCACUUUCCUCCACCUUCGAGAAUCUCUACUGGCAUCAAUGGUGGCGAUAAUUCUUGCAUGUUGACCAUAGAAAAUUCUCAGAAGGGGAACAAGGAAUGCAAGAAACGUCAGUUUAUGCUCUUUGGAAAAGUUAUCCUCACUGCAGAAGAGCUCUCAACUAUCAACAAAUACAGCCCAUCAGGUUUGAAUUCGAUGAAGAUGAUGUCUGAUAAUUCAUCUUCUGAAGCGCUUUAUUUGAAUAAAGACAAGAAAGUUAAUGAGCUUGGACUGGAGACUGGACACUGUAAGGUGAUCAUGGAGUCAGAGAAUGUAGGCCGAAACCUUGACCUUUCUACAUUUGGUUCAUAUGAGGAGCUGUAUAGAUUGGCAAACAUGUUUGGAAUUCGAAAGUCUGAGCUUGCAAGCCGUUUACUUUACCGAGAUCCAGCUGGGGUGCUCAAACGCACUGAAGAUAAGCCUUUUGUUGAGUUCAUGAAGGGAGCGAGAAAGCUAACCAUUAUAAUGAAAUGAAUUCAAGCAGCGAAGAUGGCGCCAUGUUGCAGCAGAACAGACGCUUCUUUCAAGUGUACAGAGCUGUCUAUUCUAAGUUUGUUUUUGAGCAUUAAUUAUGUCAGUUUGCACUACUCAGAGACUUUAAGUAUGAAACUUAGUAUUUAUUCUCUUUCUAAACUUCUUUAUAGAAAUAUCACAUAUGAUAUUCUAAUGUGUUUAGUUUAUGCA